GGGGGUGAGGGAGGUGGGGAUAAACGAAAAAGCACGAGGCAGGCGGAGAGCGAGAGAGCGCCAGGAAGAGACUGAGGCGAGGGGGCUGAACAAGCAUGCCUUUUAUAUGUACUAGUCACUGAGACACCCAGAGAGGGAGAGGGAGCAGCUGAAGGCAGAGACAACUGGUGUGUGCACAGCUUUCCCUGGAGGAAAUGGAAAGAAAGGAGCUUCGGCGAGGAGAGAGGGAAGGAGGGUAGCGCGCCCGCCCGCUCGAUAGAGAGACACAGACGAGGAGAGAGAGAGAGAGAGCGGGCGGGAGAGAGAGAGAGAGGGGCUGCAAGAGAUUCUCACACUGGCUGUGUCCUAAUCCGAGUCCAUCUCCUGGAGGCAGCGGAGCAGAGUGUUAGUGAAGUGAGUCUAAGAGGCGAGGAGAGGUACAUCAGCUAGCUCACACACACACACAUGCACACACUUGGAGUCCACAAUCUGUCCGGCUUUGCUUCUGUGAAAGUGAAAGACUGAGGCGCAAGGGGUUGUCAGACGCUGCCCUGGUCCCGAACCCAUUGGACUCCACAAACACACACACAUACUUAACACACACGCACAAACGGUGAUUGUUUACUGUGUUUAGGAUCGAGGUGGUGGGGCGGGGUGGGGGGCACCCAGGACAGGGCAGAGCUGGGGGCACCGGACAAGAGGACGAGACAAAGUGGAUCCGAUCACAAGCAGCACAUCCAAAGCUGGAAAUGCCCGUCAGGUCCGUGUCUGUCAGCUCGCCCGCCAAUCAAAGCCUUCGUUAAGAGUGGCGUGGGCGCCCCAUUGGAAGAAGGAUGGCCACCAUGCCGUUUGUCAGUGAGGGGAAGUGUGUGAGCGUGGAGUGGGAUUUCCUGCAAGGACUUCUGGCCAAGCCUCCUACCCUGCCCUGUCUGCAAAACCUGCGCAAAGAGAAGUCGCGCAAUGCAGCCCGGUCGAGACGCGGGAAGGAGAACUUUGAGUUCUUCGAGCUGGCCAAGAUGCUGCCCUUGCCCGGCGCCAUCACCAGCCAGCUGGACAAAGCCUCGGUCAUCCGGUUGACCAUCAGCUACCUGCACAUGCGCUCCUUUGCCAGUCAGGGGGACCCGCCCUGGUGCCCCCUGCUGGAGGGAGACAGCAACUGCAGCAAAGUGAGACGGUCUUCCCGUUCUCUGGCCACUGACAUCUUUGAACAACACCUCGGGGCACAUCUCCUGCAGUCUUUGGACGGCUUUGUGUUUGUGGUCAGCCAGGAGGGACGUUUUCUUUACAUCUCAGAGACAGUUUCUAUCUACCUGGGACUCUCGCAGGUGGAGCUGACGGGCAGCAGCGUGUUCGACUACAUCCACCCGGCCGACCACGUGGAGAUGGCCGAGCGGCUGGGGAUCAGGCCCCACUUGCGGGCGGAGGCCGGCUGCCAAGUGGGCCCCGAGAGCGCGCCCUCAAGUUCGGCCUCCGCCUCCUCCCUGGCCGGCACGCCCGAGCCCAGCGCGCCAUCCAGUCCUCACUCUUCCGCUGAUGAACCUCCCGAUCGCGGAUUCUUCAUUCGCAUGAAGUCCACGCUCACCAAGAGAGGGCUGCACGUCAAAUCGUCCGGAUACAAGGUGAUCCACGUGACGGGUAGAAUCCGCUAUCGGCUCGCCAUCGUCCCCGGCGCAGCACGUUCCAUGCCCCGGCCGUUGGGGAUGGUGGCACUGGCUCACACGCUUCCGCCUUCCACGCUCAACGAGGUCCGCAUGGAGAGUCACAUGUUUGUCUUCAGGGUCAACAUGGACCUGCAGGUCACGUACUGCGAGAACAGGAUAUCUGACUACAUGGACCUGACGCCCGCAGAGGUGGUGGGGCGCACCUGUUACCAUUUCAUCUAUGUGGAGGAUCUGGAGAACCUGCGGCAGAGCCAUGAAGACUUGUUGCGGAAAGGCCAGGUGGUGACGGGCUACUACCGCUGGCUCCAGAAGCGAGGCGGCUACCUGUGGAUCCAGUCCACCGCCACCGUGUCCAUAAAUCACAAAGCACCCCACGAGCGCAACGUCAUCUGGGUCAACUGCGUCCUCAGUCCAACGGAGCUGCCCGACACUCCUCUAGAUCUGCUGCAGCUGCCGGAGAACGUCAGAGCCGAGCGACUUCGAGUGAGCUCCCCUCCCACAAACACCUCCCCGCAGGGCCGAGGCUCCCAGCCAGCAAAGAGCUCAGCGGGGAAGAGCGACCCUGACACGAAAACCCGGGAGAAGUUCACCGCCGCCGCCGCCGCGCAAUCCGAGAGCAGGAGGAAACGCCUGCUGAGGGCCGAGCCCGAGGGCGCCCCCCCUGAGAGUCGCCGCCGUCUGGACGAGCUGCGGCACGCCGAGGAGAGCGUCUCGGCCUCCUCGGACCUGGCCAGCGAGAGCGAGGGCGAGGAGGAGGACGAGGAGGAAGACGAGGAGCCCGAGUGGGAGCAGGGGGAAGACGGCGACAAAUUGAAACAAGAAGACGGCGGUGGAGGGAAGCCGAGCAGGGGGGCGGACGCCCCGACGAGAGGCGACAGAGGAGGGCGGGUGCACAACGGGAGAGCUGUGAUCCAGCAGCUAAAGAGCGUGGUGACCCCGUCCGCCAGCAUCAAGACUGAACACGAGGCCCUGGCCACCGGGGGGCGCUGGGGCUCUCACAGCAGCCAGCCCCAACCCUCUCACGCACACACCCCCUCCAGCAGCCUCAACGGCGACAGCCCCAACACCCCGAUGCCGGACUCCUCCUCCAGCAGCGAAGCCCCCCCGAAAGGCCUCUUCACCCCUCCCUCCCCGGCCUUGUCACCCGUCAUGCCCGUGUCGUCCCCCCUGCCGCGUGAGGAGCGAGCGGCGCCGGGGGCGGUCGGUCGGGGCGGCGGCGGCCCCGACUUGGAGCUCCUCCAGAGACUUGCCGCGGGGGGCGCAGCGGGACGGGUCCUCUUCCACCCCCUGGCCCUGGGACCCCAAGGCCCCCAGAGCCUGUACGCCCCUAGCACCAUCCGCUACGCUCCCCCCGAGCUGCCCCCCAGCCACCACCACGGCGUCGGACACGGGGACGGGCUGCAGCUGCGCUCAGACCACCACAAGGGGCCCCCGCCGGCCUUCUUCCCCCACCUGCAGCGAUUGGCCGGCUUGCCGCCCUUCAGCGGCUUCUCUCCUUCGGACAGCCCCUUCCCCUCCGGACUUCCCUUCUGUAUGAACGGAUUGCGGGGGGCCGCCGGCUCUGAGGAGGACUGAGAUGAGGAGGGGAAAAAAAAGACGUUGAAGUGUGCAAGUGUCAGGACAUUAAGCCUCGGAGGACGUCGCUAAUUGGACUUGAACGACCACGAUGUUAAAAGUGUGACACAUCGCCGCUGGGGGAACGUUUCUAUCGCCGCCGGACAGGCUGACAGACAGCGACUCUUGGAAACUAAAAAAAAACUAAAAAUAAUAAUCAGAUGGCUUCUGAUUGGAGCUCCCUGGAGACUUUUGCAACAAAAUAAUCAACUCGCCGGACCACUUCUGCGUUUCUUCCACUCAGAGAAGCCAUAUUGUAAAUAGAGACAACAACCAUGAUGACCCUCACACUGCAAGCCCCCCCCCCCAACCCCCACGCCCAUUCUCAACCAUCACCCCAAUUAACCCAAUUAACCCGCUCACAGUAAAAAAAAAAAAAAAAGACACUUGUUGGAGUGGAUUUUUAUUACUGCAGUAUUAUAUAAUUAAUCUCUUUUGGGGUGACAUUUUGAUUCUAGGGGUUCCUUCAAAAUGAAUGGAGGUGAUUUUUGUAUUCUAAUUCAAAAUCGUUACAAAAAAGGAGUCAUAUUAAUUAAAAGCACAUUGUUGGGGACAAACAUAUAAUAACACCCAGACAUUCCAUCAUAUAUAAGGGAGGAAAUGCAAUUGAAACAAAAUGCUUUUUUCUUGACGAGUAAUGUGUCAUAAUAUUUGUGUAUGAAAGCCAUCAUUUCAAUUGUGUUGUUUCCACAUAGAGCACUCUAAAAACAUUUGGGUCAAAAAAAGCACUUUGGGUUUGGUAUUAAAUGAUCCCCAAAACAACAACAAACCCCCAAAGUUGGGUCAAAUUGACCCAAGUAGCAGUCGGUCCAUUUUGACCCAAAUUGGGUUAUCUUUGACACCCACCCCCUAAAAAAAAAAGAAAAAUUGGUUUGUACCAAAAUACCCCCAAAAGUAGCAGUCACUUCUUUUUUUACCCCAGACCGAGUUAUUUUUGACCCAACUGUUUUUAGAAUGAGGCAAUAAAAUAAUCAUUUAGAGGGAAAUUGUCUGAAAAAUAAUUAGGUCAAAAAUAACUCGAAUUAUGUGUCAAAAAGGAACUUUGGGUGUUUGUUGUUUUGUACAAAACAACCCCAAAAAUUGGUGAAUUUUUUUACUGGUUUAUGUUCAAUUUUGACAGGUUUCCUUUAACAUUUUAAAAGGUGGAAAACGUUCUUUUUAUUUUGAGCACUUAACUGAAAAUUCAAACUGGAAGCACUUCACGCAGCUUAACGCGGUCCUGUUAAAACAGAAAACAACGCAAGAGCGCUCGCAAUAUCGUAGCCGCUCGGCCGUGCAGCCGAGGGAAUAAAUAGUCAUUGAUGAAGUAACGGAGCAUAAAAACGGGUCAUAAAAUGACAGCCAUUAAAGUCACAGUCGGGUCAGGAGACACUUUCGGUGUCAGUCGACUGGGGAAUAAAAGCCCCAUCCGUCACUUUUACAUGUGCUGGGGUUUCACUUGAAUAGAAGAGGUAAAAAAAAAAAAAAGGAAACUUCAAGUCAUUUUCACUGAUAGUUUUUACAAAAAAAAAAAGGGACCCAGCCAGAACAGCUAUAAAACUGUGAAAAAUGUGAUGAGAUUUAAAUUAUUCUUUAAAUCUUCACCUAGUUUGAAUACUAGUAUAAAAAUGAAGCCUAUUUGAAUUCUUCAGCACUUUGAAAGCCUGCAAAUAAAUAUGUAAAGUUACACCGACGUUCAUUUUAUCUGCUGUGGUCUGCCUGUUUGUCUUUUUUUUUUUUUUCUUCCCCCCCCACUUCUCAAUUGUGCUGAAAUAUACAAAUUCAGAAAAUGUGAACAAUGUUUGACAUAAUGCACUUGUCAUAAGAGUGAGCACACAGAUUCUGGGAGUGCGUGCGAGUGUGUGUGUGUGUGUGCGCGUGUGUGUGUGCGUGUCAUUUUUAAUUGAAUUAAAUAGCUAACCCUUUUGCCUAUCACUGUGAAUCUAACGUUAUCCUCGCAUCCUUGUGAAUACUCCAGCCGCUUAUCGAACAAAAUGAAUAAUGUAAAGAAAAAAAAAGAGAAGCAGUGAUACAGAUGACAAUAACAAUAAAAUAUUCCAGUUACUA
Syngnathus acus (greater pipefish) is the source of this 5300-nucleotide messenger RNA. It is a transcript of the gene npas1, whose product is annotated as neuronal PAS domain protein 1. Gene Ontology annotation, biological process: regulation of transcription by RNA polymerase II. NCBI's taxonomy places the organism in Eukaryota, Metazoa, Chordata, Actinopteri, Syngnathiformes, Syngnathidae. The record is from RefSeq and is a predicted model, not a curated record. Gene Ontology annotation, molecular function: RNA polymerase II transcription regulatory region sequence-specific DNA binding; protein dimerization activity; DNA-binding transcription factor activity, RNA polymerase II-specific. The transcript has 12 exons. Bases 813 to 3215 code for a protein of 800 amino acids.